Molecule: messenger RNA, 1337 nt
Organism: Thermothielavioides terrestris NRRL 8126
Lineage: Eukaryota; Fungi; Ascomycota; Sordariomycetes; Sordariales; Chaetomiaceae
Exons: 2
Coding region: 12-893 (293 amino acids)
Biological process (GO): nuclear mRNA surveillance; U1 snRNA 3'-end processing; nuclear polyadenylation-dependent mRNA catabolic process
Cellular component (GO): cytoplasmic exosome (RNase complex); nuclear exosome (RNase complex)
Source: RefSeq, a predicted model, not a curated record
CCUCGGUCACGAUGCCGCGAGAAGCGGAGCCUUCUCUCAACGAGAAGCAAUUUGUCCUACAAGCGUUACAAGAAAACCUCCGGCUGGACGGCCGGGAGCUUGACCAGUACCGGCCGCUGGACCUCAGCUUUGGCGACCAGUAUGGCGUCGCCGACGUCACGCUCGGUAGGACGAGGGUCCUCGCCAAAGCCACCGCCGAGGUAACCGUCCCCUACGCCGACCGCCCGCUCGACGGCAUCUUCACCAUCGCCACCGAGCUCAGCCCGAUGACGUCGCCGGCCUUCGAGGUCAACCGGCCGACCGAGACCGAGGUGCUGCUGUCGCGCCUGCUCGAGAAGACGGUGCGGCGUUCUGGCGCGCUCGACACCGAGUCGCUAUGCCUCGUGGCCGGGCAGAAGUGCUGGUCCGUCCGCGUGGACGUGCACGUGCUGUCGCACGACGGCAACCUGAUCGACGCGUCGUGCCUCGCCGUCGUCGCCGCCCUGCGCCACUUCCGCAAGCCCGACACGAGCAUGGACGCCGGCGUGCUGACCGUCUACACGCCCGCCGAGCGCGAGCCCGUGCCGCUCAGCUGGCUGCACUCGCCCUUCUGCGUCACCUGGAGCUUCUUCGGCGACGAGGCCGACAUCGCCGUGCUGGACGCCACCUGGCUCGAGGAGCAGGUGCGCGUCGGCAGCUGCACCAUCAGCCUGAACAAGCACGGCGAGAUCUGCCAGAUCGCCAAGCUCGGCGGGACCCCGGUCGACGCCGUCGCGCUGCUGCAGUGCACGAGCGUGGCGCUGACCAAGGUGAAGGAGUUCUCGGACCUGCUGGAUACGAAGUUGGCCGAGGAUCUGAAGAGGAGAGACAAGGGCGGCUUUAUGGCGGAGCUCAGGGCGGAAAAUGAGAGGUGAGAAGGAGAAAGAGAAUACGGGGCGAAAAGGGGGUGGGUGGAGCAUCCAAUCACCACGAGAUACCCACGGAUGAUCGAAUCACUUACAACUUGGCCUUGGGUUCACGACGGUUGCUGGGGUCAACCCGUCGAGGAGAGGAGGGGAGGGAGUGACGGGACUUCAGAAAGGCCGCGAUCUUCACAUUGCGACUUUUACGGGGCCGAGUUUCACUCCGGCUCAGAGGGCCGGUAUGGGGCGGGAGGUGACAACCCGCGGCCGGAUUUGCCGACUGAAACGCAUUAUGAUGUGAUGUGCAUUUGCGCGGCAUCAUACAAGGUAGUCAGAGGACGGAGUCGGCGAAAAAUAUGUUCUUCUUCAUCACAGACUGGCAUAUCAGGAAGCCAGUUAUGGCGCUGGGCUAUUCCCACCACUCUCACCCUCAGAAAUAUGGCAUCAUGCCCAAGG